CACCUUUCACCCGCACGCCGGCCUCGGGCGGCAGCGGGGCCUCGGCGGCGGCCGCGCCAGCUCCCAGUUUCCUGGAGCCAAAUGGCUCCUGCCUGCCUGCUCGGGAUCUGCAGCCUCCUCAGCGCCUGGUCAGUGGUGAUGGGACACCCCUGCAGCCUCGACCACCAGGGACGGGCUGACUGCAGCAGGAAGAGCCUCCUGCACUCUCCAAGUUCUCUUCCAAGCAACAUCACCAGUUUGGACCUCUCCUUCAACUCCUUGGUCAUGCCCCGUCACAGGACUCUCUUGAUGCAUUUCCCUUCACUGCGCUCCCUCAACCUCUCUAGCAAUGCCCUGCUGGUGCUGAGCCCAGCAGUGUUCUCCAACCUUGAGGCACUGCGUCUGCUGGACCUGAGUAGCUGCAGCAUUGCCUACCUCCACACGGACUCUUUCAAGGGCUUGGGAAACUUGCACACACUGCUCCUAAGAAACAACAGUCUGCAAGAGCUUGAGGUCCCUUUCUUCCUGCCGCUGAAGGCUCUUUUCCAUCUGGACCUACAGCACAAUGUGCUGGUCUCUGUGGACGCUUUGAGCCUGGAGCUGAUGGAGGCAGUCCCACAGGUCCGGCUGGAAGGGAACCCCUGGGGCUGCAACUGCACCGCAUACCCUCUGCAGCAGUGGCUACAGCGCAGGCAAGCUGUGCAGGUGACCUGCGCGUCGCCCCCGGGGCUGCGGGGCCGGGAGCUCGCUGCCCUGGAUCCCCGGGACCUCGGCUGCCGGAUGAAGCAGCGGUUUCCUCGGGGGGUCAGCACGGCGCGGCAGAUCCCAGUGACCCACAGCAACGCCACCACACCACCUGCCGGGAAGGGGGGAAGGAGCUGGCCGUACCUCGUGGGCUUCCUGGUGGCAGCAAUUGUCAUCUCCAUCCUGAUUGCACUGGGUGCCAAAUGCAAGCUCUUCCACAAGAACUUCGCCAGCUACCGCCACCGGCCGCUGCCCGAAACCAGCUCGAUCGGAGGCAGCCCGAUGGAGGAUGGCAGCGGCUGGGACAGGGUCUCCUCAGGCCGGGGGGCCUGCGAGAGACACCCCAUGCCUGGUGCUGCCGACCUGCAAGCUGAGGAUGAUGAUGGCUUCAUUGAGGACAAUUACAUCCAGCCAAGUGAGCAGCUGCCAGGGGAAGAGGAGCGGGAGUCCCACCUCUCCAUCUGAGCCUGCAGCCCAGCCACCACCGCUGCGGCAUUUGCUGUCCCCCCUGCCUCCAUCCCCUUCCUGCUCUUUCCCACUUUCCCUUGGCUGUUGGCCCCACGUGGCUGGGGGCAGGAGGAAAGGAGCGGAAAGGAGGGGAGAGAAGGGCUCGGAGUGGUGAUGGAGGCUGAAGGCAGCCAGAUCCACGGUGCCUCAGCAUGAGGCAGGGACGAUGGACCCUCUGCGGCUCUCCCAGCCCUGCUUGGAUGCUGAAGAUGAAGAGAAUGUGCCUUUUGUGUCCAGGCAGCCUGGUGGGGUGGGAAGAGGUGACCGACCUUGUGCUUCCUACAGUAUCUCAGGCACCAGCCCCACUGACCCACAAGACCAGACCCAGCCCUGCUCUGUCCCUCAAUGUUGUGUCACUCCAGGGUGUGAUUAAACAUGAUUUAACCCUG
Molecule: messenger RNA, 1619 nt
Organism: Falco peregrinus (peregrine falcon)
Lineage: Eukaryota; Metazoa; Chordata; Aves; Falconiformes; Falconidae
Gene: C10H1orf210
Product: chromosome 10 C1orf210 homolog
Exons: 5
Coding region: 82-1188 (368 amino acids)
Molecular function (GO): protein binding
Source: RefSeq, a predicted model, not a curated record